Molecule: messenger RNA, 1128 nt
Organism: Symbiodinium natans
Lineage: Eukaryota; Dinophyceae; Suessiales; Symbiodiniaceae
Source: the annotation of a GenBank genome assembly
AUGGCCGCAACGAAUGCCGAGAAGCCCGCAUCUGCCGCCCCGGCCACCCCAGCGCCGGCCAAGGCGCCAUCUUCCUCGGCCAAGUCCGAAUUGAAGGCCGUGAAGUCUGAGCGCUCCCUCAACGCCCCCGCUAAACCAACGGAGGGCGCCGCGCCCACCCGCCUUGAUGCCCUGCGUGAGGAGGGCACCAAGGUCGUCACCGAUGUUCGCGCCAAGGCUGUUGAGGUGGUGGAGCUGGCGGCUGUGAAAGCACAAGCCGCCAAGGUGCGCGCUUUGGAGUCGGCCCACUCCUUACAGACCAAAGCUGGGCAGAUGAAGCAAUCCAUCGUCACCUCCGCUUCCGAAGCGAAAGAUGCGGGCAUCCGCAGGGCACAGAUGGCCAAGGAGGCCGUGGGCACCAGCUACACAUCCCUGCGCACCAAUGGCUUGCGGCCCUGGGUAUCCGAGAAUGUCUCGAUGGCGAUGAGCUUCGCGGCUACAGCUGCACGCAGCUCCCGCGCCGCCGCCAUGCGCCAGGUCCAGUGGUCCGUGGAUUCGGCAAAAGCCAUGGCCCAGUCGGUGAAGACUGCUAUGCAGACCCGGGUGCUGAACACCAGAAAGGCCGUGCUCGCCACCUAUGCCAAGAGUAAGAGCAGGGCCAUGAAUGCCAUCGACACUGCGAAGACCAAAGCUGUUGAGGCUAAGGACAAGGCCAAGGAUGUGGUCCACGACAAGCACGUGCAGGCCACGGCAGCUGGAGUUGUUGGCGGUGCUGCCACGCUGGGUGUUUCUGGAGGUGCCACAGGACUUGCGGCGGGCACCCUGGUAGGCGGCGCUAUUGGCAUCCUACCUGCCCUGUUCACUUUCGGCCUUUCCAUCCCUGUGGGUGCGGCCAUCGGUGGUGGGGCAGGCCUCGCUGUGGGUGCAGCUGCCGGCGCUACUGCCGGAGCUGUCAGCGGCGGUGCGGCAGGCUAUGGCGCAUACGCCAAGCGCAGCCAGAUCAAUGAGUUCCGGCAGGACACUGUGAACAAGGUCUCCAGCAGCGUGGAUGCGGUGAAGGGCAAGGCCGUCGCGUCCGCGCAGUUUCUGAAGGAUAAGGCUGCUCUGGCUCGAAUGCGCCUCGCCGGCAACGCAGCCACGGCUGCGUGA